AGUUCAUAGGAAUAAUAAUCGAUUAAUUUCGUUUUAUUUUGUUAUCAUCUUUAUAAAUAAAAUUUUUUGAUUAGAUUGGCGCGGGGUUUAUUUUCUAUAUUUCAUUAAAAUAGAAAAAUAAAUAAAAUCAAUACUAUAGUCGUGGCGCGCAGUUAACAGAAAAUGUCAGAAAAGAAAUGGACGCUGGACGUCGAUUCCAAUCAAUACGAUUUGAUGUCAGGAAAUUUAUAUUUGAUUGGAUGUUGCAAAGAUGGAGAAAACAUCAAACAAUGUGUGGACAUUCCGUUAAAAUCACAGAGUGUGGACACAAAACACUGCAUUGUCGAUGUUUCCGACAGUAACAUAUAUAUAUUUGAUUUAUAUAGUGCAUUUGGAACUUUUGUGAAUAACAAACGCUUGAAUCCGAUGAUCAAGGAAAAUAUAAAUGUGAAUACUGAAUUGCGCUUCGGUGAAUUAAAUGGCAGCUUGAAGGUAGCAGAGAUUCUAAACUCCACAGAUCCAUUUCUGCCGCCGACUCAAAGAGCUCCAAGAUCUACAUUGUCUAAUACGAGCACUCGCUUAUUUAGUUCCCCUGACGUGUCACUUUUGGAUGAUACUAGAAAUGAUAGCUUUGAUAUUCCUGAAACUCAAAACAUAAAACAGAGAGUUUCUCUUGAAAACUCAAGUAUAUUAAGUUCUUCACGAAGCCAAUUAUAUGAUGGAAAGAGUUUCUAUGACGAAUCUUUUAUACCAGAAACGCAAAGGCCUUCUAGAACCGAACAAUCGUAUAAAGCGUCGGAAUUGGGUUCAAAUUUACAAAAAUCUGGCGAUUUUAUUCGUAUCUGCACCCAAGAUUUCAAUGAAAACUUGUUUGAAGAAGAUGAUGAUGAUGAGGCAAUGAUUCACUCUUUGGUAAUACCAAAUAUUCAACAUAAACCAGUCAUAUUGAGUGAUAUCGCACUGAAUGUGAAUAUUAAUGAAGAUGCAUCUAAAACUGAUAAGUGUGAUGGUGAAAUUGAUUGGGAUGCUGUUUGUACUCCAGAUUUUUUGGACUUAGCAGAAUUGGUACAAGAUAAUGUGCAGUCUAAUAUUAAUGAACCGAUGCUUGAAAAUGUUGGAAAAGAUAUUACUUCCAUUGAAGGUAAAAAAAAUGAAGUAAUUAGUGGUGACGGAUAUGCGGAAGAGGUUGAUAUGAUGGCCACACAGGUAUUUGUGCCUAUAUCAAAGCAACCAGAGACUAUAGUGAUUGGUCCCAUCACAACUACCGAAGAAUCAUCAUUAAGCGGAAAAGAAAAUAUUGCUAACCCAGAUUUCAGUUUGGAACAAACACAGGUUUUCGCACCGGUUAAAGAAGGAAAUUUUGUAGAGAAAAACUUCAUUUCUAAAUCAAGUGAUAAAAGCGCAACAUCUAUAAUUGAAAAGAAUGUUGAGAAUUCUAGUUUAUUGGCACCUACACAAAUAUUUACAAGUAAUUUGCUUGACUCAGUGAAGCAAUAUAGAAGCUUAGAUCAAACAGAAUCAAAUUAUAAGUCAAUUAAGCCUGUGGUGAAACUAAACCCCAAUUCAACCUUAACCUCAAAUAAAGCUAAGGAAGCGGCGAAAAGUGAUGAUGAUUUUACCAAUGAAAUGGAUAAGGGUUCUGCAAAAAAAGAAGAAAAACAAGCUUGCUUCAAAAAGCCAAAGUUAAGUAAAAUAUAUAAAGGAGGUAAAGGAAGUUUUUCUAGCAUAAACAGUUCCCAAUCGGAAGUUGAAGAAUCGCUCUUAUGUACACCUAAGUGGAUUAGUGAAAAAUUUGAAUCACUUUCUGAGCAACGCAUUAAAGCAUCUAUUCAUAAACGUAGCUUAUUUGGAUCGGACUCAGAGGAAGAUUCAAUUGAGUUAAACAAAUUUGACGCCAGAAAAGAUUCUACAGACUUCGAUAAAUUACUGUGUAAUGUUAAAGAAAAACAGUCUCUUACGAAAUAUGUUCCGGUAAAAAGUCCUGCGAUUAAACAGGAAGAUCAUUCUGAUGUUAAAAAAGAUCGCAGUAGUAAGGAAGAUGUGAUUUUGGAAAAACCGGAUAAGAAAUUGGAUGUAAAAUCAUCUGGAAAAAAACAAAAAUGUUCACCACCGUUAACCAACAAGUCUAAGACUCAUAAAAAGGUUGAACCCUCUUCAGGCGAUCGAGGGAAUAGUAGAAGAAACAUUGACCACGUUGAAGGUGAAAAAAGUGAAGAACCUAACAAGUUAACGAAAAAUAUUUCACAAAAAGAUGAACACAAACAUGAAAUAGCAGCAGAGUCUACAAGAAGAACACGACAAGUUGAUCACAAACAAGAAGUAGCAAAAAUUGAUAAACAUAAAAAGCCCAUCAAAAAUGUAUCAUCAAAAGGUGAAAAAACAAAUGAAAUUGAAGAGGCACCUACGAGACGAAUUACGCGGCUUAAGUCCAGAACUAGUGAUGUGGAUUACGAUAAGGCUAGCUGUUCAACAAAAUUUGGACCUACACAAGCGAAAUUGGCGAAAAACGAGCACACAGAUGAAACAGAAAUCACCAAAAAACGAAUUACUCGCUCACGAUCCAAAACCGAUUCUCAAGAAAGUAUUACGUCGAUAAAAUCAACAUCCUCAUCGCGUAGUGCAUCAAAAAAAAAAACUCGAGAAGUAGAAGAGCGGGGGAAAUUUAAUUCCGGUAGUAAGGAUGAGAAAACUUCAGUCAAUGUGUCAAAUUCUAUUAACGAAUCGGAAUCUAAAACUUUUACGAAAGAUCAUAACCGCAAACGUAGUGUAGGGGAAUCGUCAGCUGAGGAAAGCAAAAAAUUGAGGAGGGAACCAUCAGUUGAGGAAAGCAAAAAAUUGAGAAGCAAUGCACGCAUCUUGCAAGUUGCAAUGACUAUGGUUGAACCAAAGUUAUUUCAAAGCUUGGUAGAAAAUUCACCAGGUAAUUGGUGCGUGGCAAAAGAUCCCACUGAUGCGGAUGUUUUAGUUAUGGAUAAAGGUAAUCGAACACUAAAGUUUUUAAUUGCAAUGGCCAAAGGCAUACCGAUUGUGACAUCAAAGUGGUUGCAGUCGUUCAACAGUACAAAAACGGUACCGCGUGGCAUUACACAUUUCUUUAGAGAUCACGACUUUGAAAAACGGCAUAAAUUUUCUUUGUUUAAAUCAUUGGAAUUAGCUAGAAUUAAAAAAUUAUUUGAGGGAUACGAUUUCGUAACAACCCCUAGCAUUUUGCCACGGCCAUCUGAAAUUAAACAGAUUAUCGAAUGCGCUGGGGGUAAAGUAUCUGACGAGCCGCCACCGCCGAUAAAUGAUCAAAAAAUUUAUGUAAUUUCAGCAAUGGAUGAUAAAAAGUAUUGGCACAAAUAUCGACGAACUAAUAGUAAUAUCCGUAUAACUAACAGCGAAGGAGUAAUGGCGUCGGUUAUGCGACAAUCUACGCUGCCUCUGGAUUCAAAUGUUUUUGCAUAAAACGUUCGCCUAAUAAAAUUCGAGUCGCCAAUAAAACAAAAUGCCGAUUUCGUUAGUCCUUUUUGCACCGUAUUUCUAGUGACAUAAAAUUGAUUAGUCAUAUACAUACAAUUAUAUAACAACCAAUUUAUUUUGAAAUUGUUUAGAGAUUAUCGAUUGCGCUGGGGAUAAAGUAUCCGACGGGCCGCCAUCGCCGAAAAACAUAAAAUGCGAAUUUCAUUACCCCUUUUUGUACCGUUAGCACCUUAUUUUUAUAUUUUUGUAUUUUUCGUUUCAAUAUUUUUUAUAAAUACAAUAUAAAUAUUAAUGCGCCCAAAUUAAACAUUGUCGUUAUGUUUAGUAAUUUUUAUCAUAUAUCUGGAUGGUUCAAUUUCAAUUUUGCCAAAAUUUGCUAUCCUUUUGUAUCUGUUCUCCAUAUUAGUAAGUUAAUAUUAGCAGUUAUAUUAUUAUACAUAGAUAAAGUUUCCGCUUAAUAUAAAAAAUAUUAAUUAUUCUCAAUAGUAAUUAAUUUUAUUUUACGUCUACAAGAAAAUUGCAUUUUUGUUUAUCAAUAAACGAUGAACGUGUUACAGG
Messenger RNA from Bactrocera oleae (olive fruit fly), 3999 nucleotides. Lineage: Eukaryota; Metazoa; Arthropoda; Insecta; Diptera; Tephritidae. The record is from RefSeq and is a predicted model, not a curated record.